This is a messenger RNA of Zootoca vivipara (common lizard), 5370 nucleotides long. It is a transcript of the gene SNRNP35, whose product is annotated as small nuclear ribonucleoprotein U11/U12 subunit 35. Gene Ontology annotation, cellular component: precatalytic spliceosome; U12-type spliceosomal complex. The record is from RefSeq and is a predicted model, not a curated record. Gene Ontology annotation, biological process: mRNA splicing, via spliceosome. Gene Ontology annotation, molecular function: snRNA binding; mRNA binding. Lineage: Eukaryota; Metazoa; Chordata; Lepidosauria; Squamata; Lacertidae.
UUUCAAGGCAUAAUAGGAGGGUGUCUAGGUAAUCGAGCAUUUUUAAAUCAGAUGUAAUGUGCGACCUCUGCCGCCAGGGAGCGGCCGCCGAUACCGUGGCAGGCCAAACGCGUUUCCGGUUCCUGCCCUGCAGAUUCGCGCGGGGCUAUUGGGGAAAUUCUUUUGGCGAGUCUGGGCCGCGGAGCGGAUACUGCCUUUGAAAAUUAACAAACAAAUAUUGAGAUUAAUCACUCUUCUUGCCAGGUCCGAGGAGUCUACUGGUGGCGAAUGGGCCGCUGCCAAUAAGCAACCGCCUUGCUAACUGCCUGCCUCGUGGGCUCCCCCUUGUUUCCUUGUUGUUGUUUCCUUGUUGUUGGAUGGUAGGUAAGAGGUGUGCAAAAUAUAAUACAGUAAAUAGAUUUUGAAAAUUAUUUUUUUUAAAAAAAGAGGCACAAACGGAAACAGGAACCCUGAAGUCUGGAAUGCACUAAAGGCUCCCCCCCCCUGCAGACAAUGAACGAGUGGACACCCAUUGCAAAAGAGUAUGAUCCCCUCAAAGCUGGGAGCAUUGAUGGUACAGAUGAAGAGCCCCACGACCGGGCUGUGUGGAGGGCCAUGACGGCACGGUAUGUCCCCAACCUAGGCGUUUCAGGGGACCCUCACCUCACGCUGUUUGUGGCCAGGCUCAACUUGCAAACCACAGAAGAGAAGUUAAGGGAAGUCUUUUCUCGGUACGGAGACAUCCGGAAGAUCCGCUUGGUUCGAGACCUAGUCACUGGCUUCUCCAAGGGCUACGCGUUCAUUGAGUUCAAAGAGGAGCGUGCCCUUGUGAAAGCUUACCGAGAUGCCAACAAGCUGGUUAUUGACCAGCGAGAGGUAUUUGUGGACUUUGAGCUGGAGAGGACCCUCAAAGGGUGGAUCCCUCGGAGGCUUGGGGGUGGCUUUGGUGGCAAGAAGGAGUCGGGGCAGUUGCGAUUUGGUGGCAGGGACAGGCCCUUCCGGAAGCCCAUAAAUUUGCCCGCCAUGAAAAGUGAGUUUUACGGGGAAGGACAGGCGGAAAAAAGAGAGCGAGCUUGGUCCAGGGACUGGAAAACAAGGAACAGAGACCAGAGGCGCUCUGAACGGGAGUGGUCGCGAGGAUGGGGAGAGAGAGAUGGAGCACGGCACUCCAGAGAGGAACGGAGCAGAGGCAGAGAGAGGAGAGAUCGAAGUCGGGACCGCAGCUCAAAGAAGCAAAGAGAUGAAGACAGGCACUGAUGGGUCGCUCCCUUCCAGUGCUACACAACCACAGAACACCAGUGGAUUAUGGGAAAUUGUGGGGCCAUCUUCAAAAGCAAACUGAGACAAAGCUUGGAUAACUGGCUCAUAAGCUUCAAAAUAGUGGGGUGUUUUCAUCAUCACACUCCACUGCACACUUAAUGGGUUAUCCUGUAUGGUGUUGCAGGUUUUGAUGAAAUUGUUUAGUCGUCUUGCUCAUUCUUCUACACCACCCUGUCCAAGCUUUUGGGUGCAUAUGAACAGUGAUGCACAACAUUCUUGGAAUGCUAACAAAUAGAGCAGAGAAAGGAAAGCUCGAUUUGACUAGGGGGAAUGCAAUAAUUCACAGGGCAGGGGGAAAGGAGGGUCUGCAGGGAGGGUGGAUGAGGAGAGGAAUUUUAGAGAAGCAAGAAAAGGGGCCAGAUAGUAGGUUGCUAAGCAAAAGGAGAUACAGAGCAGGCCAGAGGUGCUUAACUCGUGUCCUUUGAGAUGCUGCUGGGCUGCAGUUCCCAUCAUCUCCAUACAGCUUGGCCAACAGUUAGGGCUGAUGGAAGUUGUAGUGCAGCAACACCUGGUGAACCGCUGGUUCCCCACUCCUGAGAUAGGCAGUGGGUUGAGGAGCAUGUCGUUCAGUGGGAUGAGAAAAGGAGACACUAAGAAGAAACAAGGGGAGGCUGGGAGGGCUCUCCUGUAGGCCUUUGAGGUGGGAAUGAAAUAGACCAGCAAGACCAGGCACCCCCAAACUUCGGCCCUCCAGAUGUUUUGGACUACAAUUCCCAUCAUCCCUGACCACUGGUCCUCUUAGCUAGGGAUCAUGGGAGUUGUAGGCCAAAACAUCUGGAGGGCUGCAGUUUGGGGAUGCCUGAGCAAGACUGUGGACUGGGACGGAACCUGGGACCCUCCAGAUGUUGCUGGACUUCAGCUCCCGUCAUUUAUGACCACUGACCAUGCUAGCUGGGGCUGAUGGGAGUUGGAGUCCGAUGGUGCCAGGAGAGGCACCAGGUUCCGCCAACAUGGGCCUAGGACAUAGGACUGGAUUUCUUGUAUCAAUUUGGAUUAAGGAGCCAAACCUUGGGCUGAGGUCCGUGGCUUAUAGAAGAUGCAAAAACAGACAACCUCUUGUUAAUCCAGAAAUAGUUUAUUUAGAAUAUUAAAAAGAUCUAGUGUUAACAUAGCCCUAUACCCACCCAUUCCCUCCAAACAUGCUGUUUAUUGCCUUUUUUUACCUUACAGUACUCUGAAUCUUUAUUAAAGAUACACAUUCACUCCUUUUGCAUAUCGCACAUUUGUGUGCUAAGCCUUACCAGACAAUUGCAUUAAGGGAAUGCUCAAGUCUGACAGUUGGGGAGAUGUUAGCGCCUUGCUGGGAACUGAAAACACAUUGGCAACCCCUGUGAUAUGGGAUUUAUAUGGCAUGGAGACUUGUGAUUUGUUUUGGUGGUGGUUCUUCUGGGUUUUUUUAUUUGCCCUCCACACCUUUGAAAUGGGCCCUUGGAAGCAUGGUUGGGUUUGAAUCCAGCCUUUGGGUUGAAAGUGUUUCCUAAGCCCUCCUGUAGUGUAAUAAAUUAUGCAAAACAAGCAUCUUUGCAGUGCUUAUUCAGGUUGUUGCAAAACAACCCCCCUUUUAAAAUUAUAGAACUACGGGAAAACUCAAUUUCAGCAACACUUAAAAGCAUGUAAAAUAUUAACAAGGAUUUCCACUAUUGCAUUCAUACUAUAGUCCCAAGUGGCUGGUGUCCAUUAGGACAGGUAGGCUGUGAAGCAGGAGGCCAACAGGAGGUGGAGCCGGAGCCAAUGAAAGAGUGGAACUAACCAUAGUUUUGUCCCCAUUCUCCCUGCUAAGCGCCAUCUCCCUGGACUGGUUUUAAGAAGGCAGGCAGCUGGCAACGGCUGAGGGCAGACUGAGACUGGUGGGGCAAUCCCCAUUUGCCCUAAUAGACAAGCCGUUCCAAGGAUGACCUCACAGACAGAAGGCAGCUGCUGAUGUUGCUGUACAGGUCGAGUUCUUGGGAUACACGGGAGUGCCUCUGUUCACAGAGCCAUGGAAAAUGGAUGAGCUGCAUAUUUGGGGCAGCUCUCUCCACUUCUUCACAAGCAGUCAGAGAACAAGAAAUAGCAAAUAGAGUUUUAAAAAAGAGCUACAUGCCAAGAGCUUUUAAAUACAAUCCAAAACCUAAUCUGUAUUAGGAGCAACAAAAAAUGCUUUCCAGUUUUCCAAAAUACUUCUAAUUUAAGAAGAAAUGGGGAGGGAAGAAAUAUCAAAGAAUUGUAAGAGUUUGAAGGGACCACAAAGGUCAUAUAAUUAUAGUCCAAUCCCGUGCAAUGCAGGAAUCUUUUGCCCAACAUGGGUCUUGGACCCACAACCCUGAGAUUAAGAGUCAAUGCUCUACUGACUGGCAUGAUGUUAAAGUCCUGAAAUCCACAGCUUGUGGCACCUGGGAGGAAUUGUACACACAACUGUUGAAAACUGCAGGCUUGUAGGGCAGCCCUGUAAAUAAAUAAACUCACAAAACGUACUAACCAGCACAUAAUUUUUUAGGUUUCCUAAAGGGUUAAUAUGUUCUGUUGACCAGUCCUGUAUCAAGCUUGGAAACACAGGCUAGCAUCUUAGCAAGCUCUUUUGAAAUACACAGGGGUGGGGGGUCGAAUGAUCCAUCUCCACUUUCGUUUCUGGCUUCCCAUGAAAGCAGCUUUUACUCUGUUAUGGCUCCCAUAGAAACCCAAUGGGCUAGUGGUGGAGGGACCAUGGCCCAUCCCUUGUCCUCCUCCAGCCCACUAACUUGCUCACAAUGUCUUGUGUCAUAUGGCUACAAAGCAAGUUGGUAAAUAAUACAGGGUUGCUUUCAGGCUUUAGCACUGUGUAGUAUUUUAUCUCCCUCUGCCCUGCUUUGUUUAGCAUAUAGCUAAACUCUGGAACUCAAAAGCAGGCUCAUAACAUGACAUUUUCACUGGUUCUGAUAAAACAGGCCUGGGGAUCCUGUGGCUCUCCUGAGACUGUCCGUCUACAACUUCCAUUAUCCCUGGUCACUGGCCAUGCUAGAGAAGGGACUGAUGAGAACCUGUUUUGGUUUACAAACAGACCUCCGGAACGGAUUAUGGUUGUAAACCACGGUACCACUGUAAUUCCAUAAUAUACAUUAGAACAAAGCAAUACAUAUAUUAUACCAACCAAAAUGUGGACAAAACACUGUGCUCAGAAGCUUCUGAGUUCCCUAGAUGCAACUGGAGGCUUCAAAAGCUUUGCAUGAUGUUUUUUGACACAGCUGAGAAUGGACCCACUGAAAAUAAAGCACACAACUAAUUUAAAUGGCCCCACUCUUGAGUUUAAUUCAGUUGAAUACCACCCAUUUUGGUUGGUUUAAUGAAGUUAUUGCCUUAAUUCAGCCUUCACUGACCUGGUGCAGAUGUUGUUCAACUGCAACUCCCACCUGCAGGCUGGAGGCUGAUGGAAUCUGUAGUCCAACAGAAUCUGCAGGGCACUAGGUCAGCACAGGCUGUCCUGUGUGCUGAAAUUACUGGAACAAGUGUCCCUCAAGUUUACGAUCACUUGCUUUAAACAGGUUUAUUCCAACAGGAAAAGAUUUGUUUUGUCCACAUAUUGACAAGUCAUGGCUUCUUUAAGGAUCAGGUGGGUCCAGGCAACACCAGGCCCUGUUCCAAGAAGAGGGUCUUUCACAUGAGAUAAGAACUCUUCCAGUUGGAAAAACAUUGUAAGUAAAAACCCUUACGGCUUAAUUGCAGGGCUGUUAUUGACAGUGGCAGCUCAAGAGAUACUUGGGAGUGCCCACACCACUUAAAAACAGUGGCAAAGGAGUCUUACCAAUACUACCAGCAUCCCUUUAUAUAUAAAUAGAGUACUAUGAUCAUCAGAGGCCACCAGAAAGAAAUCUUGGCUUGCUCUUUCUGCAACCAAAUUAAGACAGGAAUUAUCAGAGUUAAAGUGGUUUUUAGCUCAAAGGUCAGUGGAACUUCAGGGUUGCAUCCGGCUAAGUUCUGCUGAGGGAAGGCCCAUUGACAUUCAUGGACCUAAGUUAGUCACUUCAUUAUUUUCAGUGGUCUACUCUGCAUAUGAUCAACCCCAGGUACAACCCUAUGCUAGUUUGUUUCCAUGUUCUAGAAUGGCAAGUUUGUUUU